AUGGUGCGCGUGGCCCUCGUCACCGCCCUCGCUGCGGUUGUCUCGCACACCGCUGUCGCGUUGCAAAUCGCAGACGUCGUCACAGGGUAUGGGCUAACCGAGUCCUACACCUUCGCCUUUCCCACACAAUCCAUCGCCGGCUUGGACGCCGACAACUGGGUCCUCGACAAGUGGUCGGUCAAUCCUCAACACGGCAUCAGCUUCGGGAGAGACGACAUAUCGUUCGUGCCCGAUCCUUCGGCGCCCUUGACGCGUCGCGAUGCGACCGUGCCCGACCUCGAGGAGAGGGCGGACAUUCGCGCAGCUAAGAAUGACACACCAGUCCUCCGUAUCGAGUAUCCGCAGGGCUCGUACUCAGCAGGAACGGGCGGGACACAGUUCUACGCAGAGCCGCUGCAGGCGACGAGUAACUCGAAGAACAUCUUACCCAACACGACCUCGAACGGGCAGUUUGAGCGCAUGCUUUUCGCGUACGACCUCUACUUGGACGACUAUUUCGUGUUCAACAAGGGUGGCAAGCUGCCGGGUCUGCGCGGUGGGCCCGACCCCAUCGGCUGCUCGGGCGGGCAUCAAGCGACCGCAUUCAAGUGCUUCUCGAGCCGCCUCAUGUGGCGCGACGGCGCCCUGGGCGAGUUGUACACAUACAUCCCGACCAGCCAGAAGAAUUUCUGCAGCACGCUCGGCGUCGCGUGCAACAGUGACUAUGGCACGUCGCUCGGUCGUGGAAGGUACAGCCUUGCGACAGGAAAGUGGCAAACCGUGUGGCUGUACGUUGCACUCAACGCGGAGGGCAUCGCCAACGGCGUAAUGGAGAUGUACUACAACGGCAACAAGGUUAUUAGUUUCAGCAACCUCGAGAUUCGCAAUUCGGCCACCAUUGAGAGCAUCGGGGGCGUCUACUUCUCGACCUUCUUUGGCGGGUACGACCAGUCGUGGGCGUCGCCCAAGCAACAGUUCUCGUACUUCCGCAACAUGCAGUUGUACGCGGGGCUGGGCGCUGCGAACGGCACCGGUGGUCGCAUCUCGGGUGCCAUGUCGGCACAGCCAUCGCACAUCCUCCCCGCCGUUGUGGCGUGCGUGGCUGUCGCCCUCGCUGGCGCCAUGUUCUGA
This is a messenger RNA of Cutaneotrichosporon cavernicola, 1110 nucleotides long. RefSeq lists its product as uncharacterized. The coding region runs from base 1 to 1110 and encodes 369 amino acids. The record is from RefSeq and is a predicted model, not a curated record. Lineage: Eukaryota; Fungi; Basidiomycota; Tremellomycetes; Trichosporonales; Trichosporonaceae. The transcript is spliced from 2 exons.